GCUUCCUACUCAAGUAGGAACGGUGUAAUGCUCAAGCCAUCUGACCGUCACACUGCCAAAUUUGUGAGGUUAUGGGUUCUGAGUCAAGUGCCUCGAAUGCCACUUAAACUUACAGAAGCCCUGAUUACUUACUUAAAAAAUCGUUAAUCAAUCAACCUAAUCAAUUCUUACUGGAAAAGAGUUCAUUGAUUCUGGUGAUUCCGCUUAUCGACACUGUCAGUGGAUUUCGACGCAAUAUAGCAUCCCUGGUUAUAAAAUCUUCAAUAGCAGACAGUGACUGCAACACAACGUCGUAAUCUAUGCAAGGCAUCAAUACAGGACGCGAAGCAGUAUUACCAUCAAAGUCGAAAUCGGAUAGUAGCAUGCCCAACUCAGGUGACAGCGCCGUCUCCCAACUUCUGGGCAAACUCGACGAGGCUGGACAGACUAUAGCCAACCUUCGAUCCAUCCUCACCUUCAAAACCGCCGAACUAAAUGAGCUAGUUGGACAACUAGAAUUAACGAACCAGGCUAUCGAGAACGUCGAAACCACAACAGCCCACAUCGAAAUCAUGUUGACAGAAAUGGGCUUGGAUACCAUCGAGCAUCAUACCCGCGAAAGCAUGCUUCUUACUGCUCAAGCCAGUUUAGAUCAUGCCCUCAAGUCAGCCAAUACCAUUUAUGCGAAUGAAAGCGAACACAACGGAGUGAAAUUAUCGAGACGGCGAAGUCUGGCAAGUAGUAGUAGCGGUGGCAUUCAUUCAGAAAAUGGCGAAAAGAAGGAGAGAAUGACUUCAAGCUAUGGUCCUUCUAAAAUUCGGUAUAAGCCUGACUCCAAGCCAAUAUUAAGACAAUUACAUGAGGUCAUCAGGCAACUUGGCUUGGACUCUGCAAAAUUUUUCUCAUGUAUUGGAUCGACUGAUGACGUGCAAAAAUUGCAAAAGGCCUAUGUUGAUCUUGAAAUUGCCAAAACCAUUUCACUUGCUGCGAAAACCAAUAUGAAACGCCGCACAAUUAUGCUGAGGCGCGCAAGAAGGCGAGAUAAUUUAGAAGAGAUUGAUAUUCUAGGACUCAAAAUCCGGGAAGCGGUUUCAAUGUGGCAAGAGUACACUUAUUCUGCCCCUUUACUAGUUGAUGGAAAGGAUAUCUUGGACAUCCUUGACCGUGAAGAUGAUUUAAUAUCGAAGAACCUACCCGUGUAUAAAAGAAUGUCUAUAGAUAUCAGCAAUCGGAAUUCUCCAACGCCAACCACAUCAGGGACUACUCGAAGGCUGAAGGCAACUUCGUCCACGGGGUCCAACGGGUCCAAUCCGAGCACACCUACUAAACUGACUUCGGCCGAGUUCGCAGCUGACACGCCUGAUAACAACAGUUCAACACACCUUGCCUCGCCACAUAGAUUUGCCACUAUUUCUGGUGGGAUGAAAAGCAAGACUCUUCAUCGUCACUCUGCCGGUGCAACGGUGCGUCCCACCAGUAUUGUAAAGCCUAGUAUGACCUCAGCUAGUACGAUGUUACCACGUGCACCGCUCGUGAUGAAAUCGACGACGAACAACAACCCCACCAUCAACAUUAAGAAAGACGUUACUGAAGCACCACGGCCAAGUGCCGCUGUCCAAAAUGCAAACGGAGGCUCAGUAGAAAAUGAUGGCAGAAAAGAAAGUAAAUUACAAAAGCCAUCGUAUAUGGGACCAGGGUCUACGUUGAGACUACGAUCGAUGAUGGCGAAACGCAACGCAACUAACAUAUAAAUAUUAUCCCAAUAAAUGUUAUUAUUUCAGAAAGAAGAGCGAUCUCC
This is a messenger RNA of Umbelopsis ramanniana AG, 1777 nucleotides long. RefSeq lists its product as uncharacterized. NCBI's taxonomy places the organism in Eukaryota, Fungi, Mucoromycota, Umbelopsidomycetes, Umbelopsidales, Umbelopsidaceae. The transcript has 6 exons. The record is from RefSeq and is a predicted model, not a curated record. The coding region runs from base 300 to 1730 and encodes 476 amino acids.